GACGGGACGCUUCUUCAAGAACAACAACGCGGCAACUCUUUCAACCACGUCGGUAGCUUGCUAGCCAAUAUAAAAGUGAAAGAUUGACGCUUUAGACCAUCUUAAUGUACAUUAUCUAAUCUCAGUGUUUUAAACACAGUUCUGUUGACGUAUUAACUGGUUAACUGUAACCGAAUUUGCAAACUUGUUAAAGAUUGAUGCUGAGCCUAGCACUAGGCUAGUCGCUAAUGCUAACUAGCUAGCUAACAUCCCUGACCAUGAGUUCAUUAAACUACUCCCCUGCUAUAGAAGAGGAGGACUGCUGUUUGGAGAAAGAAGUUCUGGCGCUGAACAUUGAAGAAGAGGAUGAGGUUACAGUGAAAGAAGAGAAAGAACCUUUUAGAAUGAAAAAGGAGGAAGAGGAGGCUGUUAUAGUGAUAGAGAAAGAACCGUUUAGAGAGGAAGAGGAUGCUAUCUCAAUAAAGGUGAAGGGGGAAGACGUUUUGGGAGUGAAAGAAGAGACAGAAUAUCAGAUUAACAUCAGAGAGAGACAUGACUAUGGUGGAUCCUCUGGGGAGCCUCAACAUCCUGAUGCUGACGAGGCAGAGAAGAGUCUCUCCAGAUCAGAACACCAGAUGGACAACGCUAGCCCUUCCUCCCUCCCGGAGUCCCUGUAUCGUGCCUCUCCUGGUAGCACCUUACUGCUGGGUAUGAAGAGGUUGUCUGUGCUGCUGGUGGACUGCAGGAAAACAAUGGGGCUGAGUGGAACUGUGAGAGGAGGAGAAGAGAGGAAAGGAUCAGAUUUGACACAUCAAAGAGAAAGGCCAGACUCGGAGGAACCAGAGCCAGGGACGUCCAAACUAGCAAGACGACACCACUGCUCCCACUGUGGAAAGUGUUUCAACAAGUCGGAGAAGCUGAAACGGCAUGAGAGAAUACACACAGGAGAGAAGCCUUACCACUGCUCCCAGUGUGGAAAGUGUUUCAACCAGAGAGUAAACCUGAAACAACACGAGAGAAUACACACAGGAGAGAAGCCUUACCACUGCUCCCAGUGUGGAAAGAGUUUCAACCGGAAAGAAAACCUGAAAGCUCAUGCGAGAAUACACACAGGAGAGAAGCCUUACCACUGCUUCCAAUGUGGAAAGUGUUUCAACCAGUCGGGGGAGCUGAAACUACAUGAGAGAAUACACACAGGAGAGAAGCCUUUCCACUGCUCCCAGUGUGGAAAGAGUUUCUACCAGAAAGAAAACCUGAAAGUUCAUGAGAGAAUACACACAGGAGAGAAGCCUUACCACUGCUUCCAAUGUGGAAAGUGUUUUGUCCGUUCGUGGGAGCUGAAACUGCAUGAGAGAAUACACACUGGAGAGAAGCCUUACCACUGCUCCCAAUGUGCAAAGUGUUUCAUCCAGUCAGGGGAGCUGAAACGACAUGAGAGAAUACACACAGGACAGAAGCCUUACCACUCCUCCCAGGUUGCAAACCAUUUGCCCAUUUAGGAAGCCAGAAAGAACACAUUAGACUGCACACAAAGGAGAAGGCUUAGAAAAGCUCAGACUGGGAAAACAUAUUACUCAUAAGUCACUUAAACGUCAUUAGAGAAUCCACACAGGAGAAAGAAAUUACUUCUCUUAGCGUGUAUGUUGAUAUUUCACAUCACAUUGACUUAAAAUUCAUCAGAGAACAUACACAGUGCUCCCGUUGUCUUAUAUUGUUGACUGACAAUGUGUUUACCUGUCUUUACCAGAUGAAAUUAAAUGGUACAGGGUAUACUCAAACAUAUAUUUGUUUGUUUUUAUUAGAAAACAUGAAGUGAAUAUGGAGUCUGUCAGUUUGAAUAUAAAGAAGAUCAGGUUCCUUCUUUUAAAUUGUCCUUUUUUAAAACUCUGUGUUUAUCUGGGUGUGUCAUUCCUCCAGCACUACAGAUAAUCAAGUGAUAUUUGGAUGUGAUGCAUUUGUUGCAUUGUUGUCCACUGAUGAUUUAAUGAAAUGAAAAUGUUCAGACUCUGUAAUGGAAAAUGUUAAUUGUUUGUGUGUCCACAUAACUGUGCGCUGUGUAACUCUGUUAUUCUCUAUGAGCUCAGAAAUAAAGAAUCUUGGUUUGA
Messenger RNA from Oncorhynchus masou masou (cherry salmon), 2084 nucleotides. Its product is annotated as zinc finger protein 501-like. The transcript is spliced from 4 exons. Gene Ontology annotation, biological process: regulation of transcription by RNA polymerase II. Lineage: Eukaryota; Metazoa; Chordata; Actinopteri; Salmoniformes; Salmonidae. Gene Ontology annotation, cellular component: nucleus. The coding region runs from base 258 to 1478 and encodes 406 amino acids. The record is from RefSeq and is a predicted model, not a curated record. Gene Ontology annotation, molecular function: DNA-binding transcription factor activity, RNA polymerase II-specific; RNA polymerase II cis-regulatory region sequence-specific DNA binding.